Molecule: messenger RNA, 1147 nt
Organism: Sorghum bicolor (sorghum)
Lineage: Eukaryota; Viridiplantae; Streptophyta; Magnoliopsida; Poales; Poaceae
Exons: 4
Coding region: 312-851 (179 amino acids)
Source: RefSeq, a predicted model, not a curated record
AACUGAAUUCCUGAAGGAAAGAAAAGGUAGCCCUAGGCCGCUAGGCGGCGCCGACGAGCGGACAAGGCGGUUGCGGUGGGCCGGUGGGGGGCGUGGGGCCAGCAGGGAAUCGCCGGGCGCAGAACCAGGGGCAGCGAACGGCUAGUUGUGGGAGUCGGCGUUGCGACAGUGGCGCGGCCGGCACCCAGGCAGGCGGCGGCCUCUGGGCGUGGCAUGCCGCGCACAGCACAGGAGGCGGCGAGUUCUAGGCGGUGCGUCCUGAGGUCCCGAGCGGUUUUGAGCUCUCAGGCAUAGUCAGCUCCCUCUCUAUAAUGGAUCCUAACAUGAAGCAGCUUCAAGAGGCUCUGGUUGACAUUGAGACUGAUGCAGAACAAGUUCUUCUAGCUAGGCAUCAGUUGGUGGAAAAUGAUAAGAUAAGAAAUGCAAACAGGGAGGCCCUGACAGCCCUCCGGAAACAAGCUAGGACAACCAAAAGCAGUGUGCCAUCUCCCUUUGAGGUCAUAAUGAAAGAGAUGGAAGGAAACUCUGGCAAGCAGCUGAUAAAGGAGAUAUGCCCAACUUGUGGAGACCACGACCCCAAAGAACAUACUUGGCUAAUGUUUCCUGGAUCUGAUGUUUUUGCUCGUGUUCCAUUUCAUGUGGCACACACUGUUCUGGAGAAAGACCAAGAACGCCUUGAUUUCGAUACCAAGAAACUGCAAAGCUUCAUCAAGGAGAAAUCACUUGUGAUCGCUGAGAAAGGCGCCCUAGCAUUAAGAUUCGGUGCUGACACUGUGAAAUCGUUGGUCAGCCUUACAGACACACCUAAGUUGACACGGGAGGGAGCAGAGGUGAAGUAUCAGUUGGGUUAACGGUCCAACCACAAUGUUGUUUCUUGAAUACCUACUGUAUAGAUGUUUGCUUUCGUGUCGGAACAAAAUUUUGUGUGACUGUUAGCACUUGCAAAAAUUUGUUCCAAAUGGAUGUUGAGCUGUUGAACCACAGCUAAUCUGGGUUUUUGAGUUCUGAUUUGCUGUGACAUUGUAACGGAAUCAGUGUGUAGAUCCUGAUGGGGCAUCCUUGAUGAUGGCCUAGCUGUAGUUCCUGAUGGGAAAUCCUUCCUGUUUCAAACUGAAGACAGGUUGAAAGACUUGAGUGCAUUUCUGCA